AUGGAGGAAACCACAAAAACCCUCUUCACUCUGCUGAAUGAUUUGUUGAAACAUGGGUACACUGGACAUUAUUUCAUAACCACUCUGCUCUACUCGUUUUUCCUGGGUUGCUUCGGAGUGGAUCGUUUCUGCCUGGGCCACACCGGGACGGCGGUGGGGAAGCUGCUGACCCUGGGGGGGCUGGGGAUCUGGUGGUUUGUGGAUCUGAUCCUCCUCAUCACCGGGGGGCUGAUGCCCAGCGACGGCAGCAACUGGUGCACCGUGUACUGA
This is a messenger RNA of Chaetura pelagica (chimney swift), 270 nucleotides long. It is a transcript of the gene TM2D2, whose product is annotated as TM2 domain containing 2. The transcript is spliced from 2 exons. Lineage: Eukaryota; Metazoa; Chordata; Aves; Apodiformes; Apodidae. The record is from RefSeq and is a predicted model, not a curated record. Bases 1 to 270 code for a protein of 89 amino acids.